Molecule: messenger RNA, 1350 nt
Organism: Brassica napus (rape)
Lineage: Eukaryota; Viridiplantae; Streptophyta; Magnoliopsida; Brassicales; Brassicaceae
Exons: 2
Coding region: 299-1321 (340 amino acids)
Source: RefSeq, a predicted model, not a curated record
GAGAGAGUAUAUCAGCUUUUAGAAAACAUUUAAAAAAUAAAAAAAUUUGAAAGAGAACUGAGAUUUCAAACCAUAUAUUCUGAUAAACUCACAAAAAUCUUUCAUGCCAAGUGUUUUAUCGUGAUUGAUUAUAACCUUUUAUCAUUUUAAUUUGAAGUCAAUAAUCUAUUUAUAUGAGAAAUAUUUUAUUAUAAUUUUGUAUGAAAAGCUUUUCUCUCUGACGCACAUUUCAAGACAAACGUUCUCCGACGCCGGUGGAGCAAAAUUUCACCGGCGUCGCCUCCGCUCCAUCUUCCACAUGUCUUCUCUCGUUCCAAGUCAAAGCUUCCAUUAUGUUUCUUGUUUCGCCGUUUCUCAAUCAUUAUUGGAUCUGGGGUCCUCAACAUUAAAAAAGACCUUCGUGGUCACUGCUCGUGUUCUUGAGACCACCAGAACUGCAUUCUACACCGGGGGUUCCCGGAAAAGCUGUACAACCACCUCUCUACGCCACGACCCGAAGAAGGAAGGGCUCUCUGAGCUUCACCUUGCAGCUAACUCCACUUGCGCAAGUGGCGCAUCGUUUCACCGCUUUCCCCUCUCUGAGUUCGGACUUCACUUGAGCUUCAGAUCUGUGAGGACCUUCAUAGAAUGUUCCGGAUCUGAACUACUUUUGAAGAAAGCUCAAAGCUCAGGCGUGUUGAGCGUCUCAGGCCGCCGCAGUCCAUCAUUUUCGCUUUGUAAACGGGGCUCCGUUUCCUUGCUCGGCGGCUGCUCAACCCCCAUCCGCCGGACCAUCACGAUCUCCUCUCCUCCACCCUGCGCCACAGACCGUUAUCCCGGCGACGAAGUGCUUCGUAGCUGGAGAAGCUCCGCCGCACACAACUUUCCCAUCAAGCUCAAAUCCAGUGAGGCUGCAGACGUCAGCCCUAACCUUUCUUCUACAUGGGCCAGGCCCAAGUUGUUUUCAAGAGCACCAUCAUCAAAGACCUUUCUCAUGAGAAGUGUCACCUCUCCUGCAAUAAAGCAGAUGAAAUUGCCAAAAUCCCUAACCGUUUUGUUAUCUUGCGGAACGGUCUGUACGGGGCCUGAAGAUGCAACGGGUUUCGUUUCGACGAUAUUCCGAGGUGUGGAUUGGCUAUCAACGUCACGAUUUAAUGUGACUAUGUUUCAACUUUCCGGCUGUGCCGUGAAAUUUACCUUGACGCAUUCGAGUUGUUCUCUGAAUUCGCUGUCGAUUUAUCCUAGAGGUUUCUCUACAUCUAUCAUUUAUGUUGUAUUGUCUUACUGUUUUGCUUCUAGUGCUAGGAUUGUCUCUUCUUCAAAGUGUAAUCCGGAAGUUUAAGUAUUAAUGAAAGUUUGUGUUUCAAAAAA